CGAACGCCCGGCACCGGUGCGACCGACGCGCACGAAGCCCGACCUCCCAUCUCCACACGUCGUCCCCUCUCGCACCGCCGACCAUGGCGGCCUCCACCUCGGCGGCGGCCGCUUCCCUCCCCUCAUCUCUGCACCGCCCAGCUCGCCGCCUCUGCCGCCGCCGGUCCCUCCUCCGCGCCGCCUCCACAACCGCGCCCCCGUCGCCUGACCUCUCCAUCCAGCUCUCCCCCCGUCCCUCUCCGCCAGCAUCGCCUCCCCUCGUACCCUCCCUCGCCCGCGACCGCGCCGAGGACCUGCAGGCGGAGUCCCGGGCCAUGACCCGAGCAGCUGCCGCCACCGUCUACACCCCCGAACUUCUCGCCUCCCGCUACGGCUCACAACCCUUCCAGGUGGCGCUGAGAGCGGCGGAGGUGCUCUCGAAGCUUGGGGCCUUCGGACUGACGCUGUUGCUGGACCAGCGGAGGGGUGAUGAGUCUUCGGAGAAGAGGCGAGCCAGGGCCGUGGAGCUGCGGACCAUAUUGACGAGGCUGGGCCCGACGUUCGUCAAGAUUGGACAGGGCUUGUCCACGCGGCCCGACCUCUGCCCGACUGAGUAUCUCGAGGAGCUCUCCGAGCUGCAGGACUCGCUACCCACGUUUCCAGAUGAAGAGGCAUUUGCAUGUAUUGAGAGGGAGCUCGGAUUUCCUCUUGAUUCUAUCUACUCAGCAAUGUCACCUUCCCCAAUUGCUGCAGCGAGUCUAGGUCAAGUUUACAAGGCACGGUUGAAAUUCUCUGGGCAGCUGGUAGCUGUCAAAGUGCAGAGGCCUGGUAUAGAGGAUGCCAUUGGGCGUGAUUUUUACCUACUUAGGGGAUUGGGUUUUCUAAUAAAUAAGUAUGUCGACUUCAUAUCCACUGAUGCUGUCGCCCUGAUAGAUGAAUUUGCUCGAAGGGUUUUUCAAGAGCUAAAUUAUGUCCAGGAAGGCCAAAAUGCACGGAGGUUUAAAAAGUUAUAUGCUGACAAGCAAGACAUACUGGUGCCUGAUAUAUUUUGGGAUUACACAAGUGCAAAGGUUCUUACAAUGGAAUGGAUUGAGGGUGUAAAACUAAAUCAGCAAGCAGCCAUUGAAAGCCAGGGUUUAAAGGUUCUGGACUUGGUAAACAUUGGUAUCCAGUGUAGCUUAAGGCAGCUCCUAGAGUAUGGCUACUUCCAUGCUGAUCCGCAUCCUGGUAAUAUUUUGGCAACACCUGAAGGGAAGCUUGCUUUUCUUGAUUUUGGUAUGAUGAGUGAAACACCAGAGGAUGCAAGAGUAGCCAUCAUAGGACAUGUUGUCCACAUGGUCAAUCGAGACUAUGAAGCGAUGGCUCGGGAUUAUUAUGCUCUUGAUUUUUUGGAACCUGAUGUAGAUGUUUCCCCUAUCGUGCCUGCUCUCAAGAAUUUCUUUGAUGAUGCUUUGGACUCAACAGUGAGUGAACUAAACUUCAAAACUAUAGUUGAUGGCUUAGGUGCUGUGCUUUAUCAGUACCCAUUCAAUGUACCGGCGUACUAUGCGUUGAUACUGCGAUCACUCACCGUGCUGGAAGGUCUGGCACUCUAUGCUGAUCCCAAUUUUAAGGUGCUCGCUGCCUCAUAUCCUUACUUUGCUAAAAGGUUACUCACUGAUCCCAAUCCAUAUCUCAGAGAUGCUCUGAUUGAGCUGCUAUUCAAGGAUGGGAAAUUUAGAUGGAAUAGGCUUGAAAAUCUUCUUGUUCAAGGGCGCCAAGAUAGAGAGUUUGUAGCUAAGGAUGCUCUACAACCGGUUCUAAAGCUUCUACUCGGUCCAGAUGGGGAAGAACUAAGAGUGCUUGUUGUGAAAGAAGCAGUUCGUGUCACAGAAGCCAUCACCUUCGGAACACUGAUUGAUUCGUAUAAUGCAGCUCCAGAAUUUUUGAAGCCAUUAAUUUCCAAUGGCAACCCAGGGGGGCCAUUUAAGAUAAGCGAUGUCGAAAGGGAACAAAUGAUGGAGCUCCGAGAUACAGUUUAUAGAAUUUGGGGUCUUUUGAGAUCGUCCGAUAGUUUUGAUCCAAGCCUUUUGCAACCAAUUGUGCAGGUGCUACAAGAACCAGAAGCCCGUGUUUUUGGUUCUCGUGUUGCUGGAGGCGUCACCCAACGCCUUGCAGCUCGCUUGUUGCAACAGCUGCUGAGGAUCCCACCUGCACCAGUUCCUGGAUCUUCGCCAUAGAUAGGCUCGCACUAAACCAUGUAUAUUCAAAAGAUACUUUUCGGCAGGAAAGAAGAAAGGAAAUGUAAUUUGUAAAUCAUACACUUGCAUGAGAUGUAAAUCAGGGUUUCUUUGAUUCGUAGGAUAGGAAAAACACAUGACUGCCUAUUUGAAUUAUGAUUAACACAGGAAAACAAA
This is a messenger RNA of Brachypodium distachyon (stiff brome), 2375 nucleotides long. Its product is annotated as protein ACTIVITY OF BC1 COMPLEX KINASE 3, chloroplastic. Lineage: Eukaryota; Viridiplantae; Streptophyta; Magnoliopsida; Poales; Poaceae. Gene Ontology annotation, molecular function: ATP binding; protein kinase activity. The coding region runs from base 84 to 2198 and encodes 704 amino acids. Gene Ontology annotation, biological process: protein phosphorylation. The record is from RefSeq and is a predicted model, not a curated record. The transcript is spliced from 7 exons.